Lagenorhynchus albirostris (white-beaked dolphin) is the source of this 6705-nucleotide messenger RNA. Its product is annotated as A-kinase anchor protein 2. NCBI's taxonomy places the organism in Eukaryota, Metazoa, Chordata, Mammalia, Artiodactyla, Delphinidae. Bases 249 to 2849 code for a protein of 866 amino acids. The record is from RefSeq and is a predicted model, not a curated record. The transcript is spliced from 5 exons.
UCGGCAGAUGCGCUCGCCCCAGCCGGGGCCUGCCGAACGGCUUUCCGCGGAGUCUCCCCGACGCCCCGAGGAGGAGGUAGCGGCCGCGCCGCGCUAGAUCGGAGGCCGAGGACAGCGCCUCCGUCCGGCGCCCAGAGAAGGCUCCCGAGCUUUCCGAGGAUGAUAUCCGGCUAAAAAACGAGAGAGACAACUGUAGUGGCAAUUCCCUGGAGCCUGCCACCAGCCCUCUUCCCCCAGAUCACAAAAACAUGGAAAUUGAGGUCUCUGUUGCAGAAUGUAAGAGUGUUCCCGGAAUCACCUCGACUCCACAUUCCAUGGACCACCCCUCCCCCUUCUACUCACCCCCCCACAAUGGCCUCCUCGCUGAUCACCAUGAAUCUCUGGAUAAUGAUGUGGCCAGAGAGAUCCGAUAUCUAGACGAGGUGCUGGAGGCCAGCUGCUGUGAUUCUGCUGUGGACGGAACCUACAACGGCACGUCUUCCCCAGAGCCUGGAGCAGCCAUCUUGGUGGGCAGCCCAAGCCCACCUGCCCACACGGCCGUCCAGCCGGAACCCACCGAGAGAGUGGCUGGCAGGCAGGCUCCCCCUCCCCUGGAGCUCCAUCAGAGCACCUCUGACACCAUGGCAGAGGGUGAAAGAGCCAACGGCCGACCCCCCGACCAGCCCAGAGACCUGCUGGGGAACAGCCUGCAGGUGCCCGUGAGCCCCAGCUCCUCCACCAGCUCGCGGUGUUCCUCCCGAGACGGAGAGUUCACGCUCACCACGCUGAAGAAGGAAGCCAAGUUCGAGCUGCGUGCCUUCCACGAGGACAAGAAGCCCUCCAAGCUCUUUGAGGACGACGAGAGUGAAAAAGAACAGUACUGCGUCAGGAAAGUGAGGCCUUCAGAAGAGAUGCUGGAGCUGGAAAAGGAGAGGCGAGAACUCAUCCGGAGUCAGGCCGUGAAAAAGAAUCCUGGCAUCGCCGCCAAAUGGUGGAACCCUCCGCAGGAAAAGACCAUCGAGGAGCAGCUGAACGAGGAACAUCUGGAGUCGCACAAGAAGUACAAGGAGCGCAAGGAGAGGAGGGCGCAGCAAGAGCAGCUGCUGAUACGGCGGCAGCCGGCCACGCCGCAGCUCGGCCCGGCCCCUGCGUCCUCUCGAGAACGUUCCAGCGUGACUGACAGCGCAAAGGAGGACAUCGUCACGGAGCAGAUAGACUUCUCCGCGGCUCGCAAACAGUUCCAGCUGAUGGAGAAUUCCAGGCAAACAGUGGCCAAGGGCCAGAGUACACCCAGGCUCUUCUCCAUCAAGCCCUUCUACAGACCUCUGGGGCCAGUCAACUCAGACAAGACACUGACCAUCUCGAGACCAGCUUCUGUCGGGGGACCUCCCGAAGACUCUUCAGCAGCCAAGGGACAGAAAGCCCACUGUGCCCCGGAGAGCCAGUCUUCCGGAGGAGGGGGCCAGGGCAGCACAGCUCCUCAGGGGAAGGAAGGGCCGUACAGUGAGCCGUCCAAACGUGGGCCCUUAUCCAAACUGUGGGCAGAGGACGGCGAGUUUACAAGUGCCCGGGCUGUCCUCACCGUGGUCAAGGAUGACGAACCUGGGAUUUUGGAUCAGUUUUCAAGGUCAGUCAAUGUCUCUUUGACUCCAGAGGAACUUGACUCCGGCUUGGAUGAGCUGUCGGUGAGGUCCCAGGAUACCACCGUCCUGGAGACCCUGUCCAAUGACUUCAGCAUGGACAACAUCAGUGACAGUGGGGCCUCCAACGAGACAACCAAUGCUCUCCAGGAAAAUUUGCUGGCUGAUUUUUCUCUGCCCCAGACUCCCCAAACUGACAACCCCUCGGAGGGCCGAGGAGAAGGUGUCUCCAAGUCAUUCAGUGACCAUGGUUUCUAUUCCCCUUCGUCCACGCUGGGAGACUCUCCAUCGGUUGAUGACCCCUUGGAAUAUCAGGCUGGUCUCCUGGUGCAGAAUGCCAUUCAACAAGCCAUAGCCGAGCAAGUGGACAGAGCUGUGUCUGAAACCAACAAGGGUGGAGCAGAACAGCAGGGACCUCAAGCAAGUCUGGAGGAAGCUGGAACUGGGGCUUCCAGCUCGGAGAAGCCUCAGAGCAUGUUUGAACCACCUCAGGUGUCCUCCCCUGUUCAAGAGAAAAGGGAUGUUUUGCCAAAGAUUCUGCCUACUGAAGACAGGGCGCUCAGGGAAAGGGGGCCCUCCCAGCCACUGCCGGCAGUGCAGACCAGUGGCCCAAUAAACAUGGAGGAGACCAGACUGGAAGGGAGCUACUUCAGCAAGUACUCAGAGGCAGCUGAGUUGAGAAGCACAGCCUCACUCCUGGCCACUCAAGAGUCCGAUGUGAUGGUUGGGCCCUUCAAGCUGAGGUCCAGGAAGCAGCGGACUUUGUCCAUGAUCGAAGAAGAGAUCCGAGCAGCCCAAGAAAGGGAAGAGGAGCUGAAGAGGCAGAGACAAGUCUUGCAGAGUACCCAGAGCCCCAAGGCAAAGAAUGCCCCAUCACUGCCCUCCCGAACAUCGUGCUACAAAACUGCUCCAGGGAAAAUAGAGAAAGUCCAACCUCCUCCAUCCCCCACACCUGAAGGUCCCAGCUUGCAGCCUGACUUAGCCCCCGAAGAGGCUGCCGGAUCACAGCGGCCCAAGAAUCUGAUGCAGACCCUCAUGGAAGACUAUGAGACACACAAAUCUAAAAGGCGCGAGAGAAUGGAUGAUAGUAGUUACACCUCUAAGUUACUGUCUUGCAAGGUGACUUCCGAGGUCCUUGAGGCCACACGGGUUAAUCGAAGAAAGAGCGCAUUGGCCUUGCGCUGGGAGGCGGGGAUCUAUGCCAACCAAGAGGAAGAGGACAAUGAAUAGUCAACAUCCUUCCACCCAGGAAGCUUCUUUGGUGCUUGGGUUCCCAAGAAACCAAGAAAUCAACACAUCAAAGCAUUUUAAUAGAAUAUUUAUUAAAGUGCAAACAAACUCGGCAAUCCUUAUGCAGACCAGGAGAAGUUGCAAUGUACAAUGAUGAAAAAUCAAGUGAAAAAAGAAGUCCACCCAUCAAACACGAACUCCCGGGAGUCAGAAGAGAAAGGAUUUUUUUUUUUUUGGUAACUCAAAGAAUCCCCUGGGUUUGGACCACAGUUGAUCCAAAAGGACAAAGAAGUUACAAGCAAAUUGACAUGGUUGCUACAGGCAGAGCCAAGACUAGCCUCUCUGGGUGAUGAGGAAAACAUUGGUAAUGUGGCCAUUUGGAGAAGCCACAGAGCUGAUGCCAUCCACCCAGCAGAGGAUAUUUCCCUGUGCCUGCACCGGUUUCCACCCAUCAUAGCAUCAGAGGUGUUGGACUAACCCCAUUUACUCCAGCAGCUAUAAAGUAAUGCUUCUCUAUUUGCCCAGAAGAGGCAACUAUGGUUCCAUGUCAAUUCCGUUUAAUUGUUUUGAAUUGGGAGCAAUUAAGGAUCGCAACCCAAAUUUUGAAGACAGGAUUUCUUCAUGUUGCAAACACAACCUGUUCUGCAUUAGGAGGUUUAGGAAGGGGGGGAGAAAGCCAAACCAAAUGGAUUAUUUUAGCUUUAGGAUCUUGUCUGCUUAUGAUAUUGACUGAGCUGCAGUUUAUGAGAACACAUUUUCACAAUUCUGUUUCUUUAUAUGAAAACUAUAUUUAGUGGGCAACAACUAUUUUUAUGAUGGGAUGGGGGAAUAUAUCCAUGUAUAAAACCUAUACACAUUGAACAGCUUGGUUCAAGAGGGGAGGGGUAUUUUUAGAGUGGUAAUAAUUGAAAAAAGGGCGAACUCUGCCUUAGAGAGGUAGACGAUGAGAAAUAAAGAGGUGUUUAUAACUAUAUUUUAUAUGUAAAGUGGACCUUCAGGGGAGUAGGAAGAAUGAUACGUUGGAUCAAUCAGAAAGAGACAGUAAAGAAAGCUCACGAAAGGUAGACAGAGAAGAAGGGAGGGGGAAAGAGUGGGCAGGUAAGGAAGUUAGAGAGAUUAUUUUUUCUGAGCAACCAGUAUUUUUCAGGAUGAUACAGAGAAAAAUAUAGAAUAGAAACUUAAGUGCAGGCUUAGGUUCAGCUACAAAUCCUAAAGGUGGUGUGCGUGCGUGCGUGCGUGUGUGAGUGUGUGUGUGUGUGUACACAUGCCUUUGUGUAUGCAUGCAAAGCGCAUGUGUGCUCAUGAGUAAGGGUGUAUGUGUGUGUGUGUGAGGAUUAAAAUUCCAGGAUGAUCAUGGGACAAGGGUGUUCACUUAUUUCCUCCAAAGCUGUUUGCCAGCGUCAGGAGUGAGUGAGAAUUUCUUUUUUAUGAAAAGGAUAUAGAGGCUCCGAGCUGAUGCAGUAUUUGUAAUAUUAAGUUGACCUAACAUGGUAUUUGCAUGGGUCACAAUGGCAAAGUUUUGAGCAGUUUUGUAAUUUGACAUUUAGGAAAGUACCAUAUUUAUUCUCAUGCUUUGUAUCCAUGCUUAGUAUACGCUAAAGGACACCAGCUUUACUCUUUCUGUCAUUUAAAGCAAUAUGAUAAGGGUAUUCAAUCAUUGAAUGCCCUCAAUUUCUGGAUGAGAAAUUUUUCAGUCCUGGCCAUGAAAAAAAACUGACCAGCCUUCUUUUUUUCCGUCCCCUUUGUUUUAAAACUGUGGUUUUUAAGAAAGCAAUAAGUAAGUCAGACCUCACUAAAAUGCAUUUUUGUUUUUAUGUCUUUAUGUCAUAAGCACUAAUGUGUUGUCCUGACAAGUGCUGUCCCACCAAAUUUGUAUGUAGAUUCAUGCACGUUACCUUCUUUUAUUAGACGAGUGUCAACGUUAGGGGAAAGUGUAUUCAUAAGCGAGUGGUGGACACAGUAAAACAUGGAACUCUGAUAACUUACAAGGAUCCUUUGGAACUGCCAAGGGAACUUGCAAUUUGAAGCCAAAUUCUACAGAUGGAUAAUUGGCGUCAUCUUUAUAUGGUUCAUGCUCCUGAAAUUCUGAACGAAUAGUCAACAAAACGUGCUAGACGCUGGGGAUAGGAAACAGAUAAGAUCCCUGCCGUUAGGGAUUUAUUUUCAGGUGGGAGAGGCUGGCAUGGAGACAGACAUUCCCAGGAAAAUGAGCUGAGGAGUCCUGACAGGUGAAAUGGGGGCACCCAGGAAAGAAGGAUGCUUUGUCUGAGGAUUUCCAGCGUUCCCAAGACAGGCACGGGAAUGAAAACAGUUGGGGCAGCAGCAUCGUGUGGCCCAGGGAUGCAGGAGCUGCUAGGAUGCCUGGAGAACAGAAUGGUUCUGUGGGUUGCACAAAAAGUGAAACAUGCUUCAUGAUUUCUGGACUAACUCUGGAUCUGGUAGUGACCAUAGACUUGAUACAGAUGAACUCCCCAUCUUUUGCAAGAGGAAACAGUGCUCAGGACUUCCCUGAAGUUUUUGGUUCUGUUGAGAAGGAAACUGUGUACCCACCUUAAAACUACAUUUGCGAAGAGAAUGGGCAGCUGAAAAGAAAGCUUAGGAGGCCACACAAUUCCUGGAAUCGCUUUAGAGGCAGAUGAGUUGGUCUUUGACUGCAGUUGAUUGACCCAGACACACUUAUUAUGUAGAGUUACAGAGCCGGGAUCCUUUGGUUCGCACUUUGGAUAGGCAACAAAUGCAGCGUUUCCGUGACUCUCUCACAGUCACAAAACCAUUUAACUGUGGCCCCUACAUCUCCAUCCUUUGCUUGUUCCCUUCUGCUGCCUUCUGAUGACUGCUGUCCAUUUCCUUGUUCCACUCACGUAUCAUCCUGUUACAAUGUAAAUUAAAGUUCCCUUAGCAGAGCCAGAUUUUCUCUGUGCUCUUGAGUUUUUUUACUCAUUUAAGAAACAUUGGGCCAUGGCUUUGUACAUAGCGCCGUGCUAGGCUCUGGGAUCCCAAGUGAACCCCUUUAACUUUGUGAAGAUGCAGCAGACCCCUGGCGGAACGUCAUCCGUGCCUAAUCCGUCGAGAAGAAGAGGCUUGUCCAAAACCUGGCCUCCGAUGCUCAUCCCUGCCCCCAGGUAGCACACGAGCUUGUUAAUCUCAGCUCGAACAGACGUUUAGUUUCUGUAGAUGUUAAAAGCUUUCCUGAAAGUAUUCCAUUCCGCAGUGUUGAUAGAUGUUCACUUUCCUCUGGAACUGAUGACUGACAUUCCUUGGCUUUCUCAUCCAGAAAUUAUGGAAACAGGGUCUGUCAGUGGCAGGAGGCUGGGCUGUGUCCUAUGUGCAUGACACAUGCAGUUUCCUUGCCUCUUUACACCCAUGCAUGCUGCCCACCCUAGACAGUGACAUAUAAGCAGUAUAUAGAUCAGUGCCCACAUAUAUACACAACACACACACACAAGGCAUAACAAGGAACACUAAGACAGUGUUGACUCGUCUCAGAAGACAAAUAAUUAAACAUUUUUUCCAACUAAAGAAUGGAUGUAAUUAAACUAUGUAUUGAAAAAAAAUAGCCUAAGUGUUUAGAGAUGGUGACUAUAUCCAGUUGUAGUAACAGAACCAAUUUCCUGAAUUUUAAGCAUUCAGUGAGUGAGCUGCCAAUUUUGAUUUUGUGUUCCUCUUUACCCAAAUGACUUUUUUUUUUUCUUUUUUGGAGGAGGGGGCACAAAGCAGCAAUACUGUGUUUGAAAAUGAUACUCUCUGUAUCUGGCUCUCCUGUGUAUGUUAACCACUUCAAUGUUACUAUCCUGCUUCGGUUUUAUAGUGAUUGUGAGGCAUUCAAUGCAAGUAUACAAUUAUUUUCUCAUUAAAA